Molecule: messenger RNA, 675 nt
Organism: Dipodomys spectabilis (banner-tailed kangaroo rat)
Lineage: Eukaryota; Metazoa; Chordata; Mammalia; Rodentia; Heteromyidae
Exons: 7
Coding region: 13-630 (205 amino acids)
Source: RefSeq, a predicted model, not a curated record
GAGACCCCGCGCAUGCGCACGCGCGCCAUGGCCGCCCCGCGCCUCCCGCCGCUGCUGCUGCUGCUGCUGCUGCUGCGGCCCGAGCGCGCGACCCCGACGCCGACCCCGACGCCGGCCCCGACGCAGGGCGACGCAGGCCCCGCGUUCCGGAACCUGCGCGUGGACCCCGCGGCGCGGCUGCUGACGUGGGACGGGCCCGAGGCGCGCGUGCGCUGCCUGCGCGGGGACGGGUUCGCGCAGCCGGAGCCCGCGGACGCGUCCGAGGAUCUGGAGGCCGCGGAGCCCGAGGAGACGGACGCGAACUCCUACACCAUCCGCAACCCCCCGCGCGCCUUCUCCCUGCAGCUGGGCAUGCGCAGAGCGCUGCAGGCCUGGGGCGCCUGGGGCCCCGCCCAGCGCGUCGCGUGCGUCCCCGCGUCGCCCCCCGCCGCGCCGCCGUGGCUGCCGGCCGCGCUGGGCAUGCUGGGAGCCGCGGGCGCCGCGCUGGCGGCGCUGCGCUUCCGCCGGAAGCUCUGCCCGCGCGUGCCUGAACCCCGACCCCUGACCCCUGACCCCGACGUCACCCCGACGCUGGCCCAGGAGGAGGAGUGCCCCGUGACCCCGCUGCGCGAGGAGGAGGAGGACGCGUGACCCCGGAAGUGGACGGGAGGGUCAAUAAACACAGCUGUCACUCAA